Molecule: messenger RNA, 1527 nt
Organism: Tarenaya hassleriana
Lineage: Eukaryota; Viridiplantae; Streptophyta; Magnoliopsida; Brassicales; Cleomaceae
Product: probable N-acetyl-gamma-glutamyl-phosphate reductase, chloroplastic
Exons: 14
Coding region: 36-1247 (403 amino acids)
Biological process (GO): L-arginine biosynthetic process
Molecular function (GO): protein dimerization activity; N-acetyl-gamma-glutamyl-phosphate reductase (NADP+) activity; NAD binding
Source: RefSeq, a predicted model, not a curated record
AGUCUUGUCCGAUUGUUGCGAAAACGCAUUGAAGAAUGAGCAGUACGACGGCUUGCAGCUCGAUUUGCUUCGAACGAGGAUGCUGGUUUAAGGGAGAAAGGAUGGUUUCAUCAUCACAAAAUCUUCGCAAGAGGUUUACUUUAGGAUGCAAUGUGAAAUCCUCAGCGAGAAACUUGAAAGCUUUAGCCUUAAGUUCUGUGAAUUCCGACAAAGAUGUUCGGAUUGGUCUUCUUGGUGCAAGUGGUUACACUGGUGCAGAGAUCGUCAGGCUUCUUGCAAAUCACCCGCAUUUCCGUAUCACUCUAAUGACUGCUGAUAGAAAAGCUGGCCAGUCAAUGGGAAGCGUUUUCCCUCACCUGAUUGCUCAAGAUCUACCUACAUUGAUCUCGAUCAAAGAUGCUGACUUUUCCACCGUGGAUGCCGUAUUUUGUUGCUUGCCUCAUGGGACAACCCAGGAAAUCAUCAAGGGACUCCCCAAGGAGCUAAAAGUUGUUGAUCUUUCAGCGGACUUCCGGCUGCGAGAUAUCUCAGAAUAUGAAGAAUGGUAUGGUCAGCCACACAAGGCUGUGGAGCUACAAAAAGAAGUUGUGUAUGGUCUGACGGAGAUAUCGAGGGAUGACAUAAAAAGGGGACGGCUUGUGGCUAACCCGGGCUGUUACCCUACUUCGAUUCAACUUCCCCUUGUUCCUUUGAUAAAGGCAAAUCUCAUCAAACAUGAAAACAUUAUUAUCGACUCGAAAUCUGGUGUUAGUGGAGCAGGACGUGGUGCAAAGGAGGCAAAUUUGUAUUCCGAGAUAGCUGAAGGCAUUUAUUCUUAUGGUGUCACACGACACCGCCAUGUUCCUGAAAUCGAACAAGGAUUGUCAGAUGCCGCGAAAUCAAAAGUUACCAUCAGUUUUACUCCACAUCUGAUGCCAAUGAUUCGUGGAAUGCAAUCCACAAUGUAUGUGGAGAUGGCUCCGGGGGUAAAGAUUGAAGACUUGUACCAGCAAUUAAGAAUGACAUACGAGGAAGAAGAGUUUGUGAAAGUACUGGAGAAAGGAGUUGUUCCUCGUACACAUAAUGUAAGAGGAUCCAACUAUUGUCUUGUGAACGUAUUUCCGGACCGAAUUCCGGGGAGAGCCAUUGUAAUCUCAGUUAUUGAUAAUCUUGUGAAAGGAGCUUCGGGUCAAGCUUUGCAGAAUCUUAACAUAAUGUUGGGUUAUCCCGAAAACACGGGGCUUCUACAUCAGCCACUCUUCCCUUGAAAAAAAAAACUCGAGCAUGAGGAAGCUUUUUUGGGGGGCCAGCACUAUGGAGCGAAGAUGAUGAAUACAGAGAGAGGGAGGGAGGGAGGGAAGUUUCUUGCAUUUGGAAAAAAAAAUGGUUUCUCGAUCAACCGUUUUAAAGAACAAUUGUUCGGUUUUGUUUCUGGUAUGAAUCAAUGUUGCAGAAAAUGCAGACAGAACAAAGUGCUUGAUGUAUCAUAGCGGACAGAUGAUUUGUUUUCAUCGACAUUUCAACUCAAUUGUUGCAGUUGUCCGAGAU